AUGCCGGGCAGUGGCCCCAGCGAGAGGAUGACGUGGCCGGGCCCGGCCCUCCCCACGGCCCCCCCAACCCGCCCUCUCUCCUCAGCCCCGGGGACACCGCCCAUCCCGCCCCUCACCCGGACCCGCAGCCUCAUGGCCAUGUCCCUGCCAGGCAGUAGACGGGCCUCUGGUGGAUCCCGCAGGCGCACCUCUCCGCCCGUGAGUGUGCGGGAUGCCUACGGCACCUCUUCUCUCAGUAGCAGCAGCAACUCGGGCUCCUGCAAGGGCAGUGACAGCAGCCCCACGCCCAGGCGCUCCAUGAAGUACACGCUGUGCAGUGACAACCAUGGCAUCAAGCCCCCCACCCCGGAGCAGUACUUGACGCCCCUGCAGCAGAAGGAGGUGUGCAUCCGGCACCUGAAGGCCCGGCUUAAGGACACGCAGGACCGGCUCCAGGACCGGGACACAGAGAUCGAUGACCUGAAGACGCAGCUGUCGCGCAUGCAGGAGGACUGGAUUGAAGAGGAGUGUCACCGCGUGGAGGCCCAGCUGGCCCUGAAGGAGGCCCGCAAGGAGAUCAAGCAGCUCAAGCAGGUCAUCGACACCGUCAAGAAUAACCUGAUCGACAAGGACAAGGGGCUGCAGAAGUACUUUGUGGACAUCAACAUCCAGAACAAGAAGCUGGAGACGCUAUUGCACAGCAUGGAAGUGGCCCAGAACGGCUUGGCCAAGGAGGACGGCGCGGCCGAGUCGGCCGGUGGCUCCCCGGCCCGCUCUCUCACCCGCAGCUCCACCUACACCAAGCUGAGUGACCCCGCUGUCUGCGGCGACCGCCCGCCCGGGGACCACCCUGGCACCUCGGCCGAGGAUGGGGUCGACAGCGGCUUCGCGGCCAACGAUGACACCCUGAGCCGGACGGAGGCGUUGGAGGCCAGCAGCCUGCUGUCGUCAGGGGUGGACUGCGGCCCCGAGGAGCCCUCAUCUCUACACAGCUCCUUCAGCCUGGGGCCCCGCUUCCCCGCCAGCAACACCUACGAGAAGCUGCUGUGUGGCACGGAGGCCGGCGUGCAGGCCAGCUGCAUGCAGGAGCGUGCCAUCCAGACGGACUUCAUGCCAUCCCAGCCUGACCUGGAUACCAUCCUGGAGAAAGUGACCCAGGCCCAGGUCUGCGGGAUGGUCCCCGAGUCAGGGGACAGGCGCCCAGAGCUGGAUCCCCACCCCCCGGGGCCCAGAGACCCCAACUCUGCAGUGGUGGUGACGGUGGGGGACGAGCUGGAGGCCCCAGAGCCCAUCAUCUGGGGGCCCACCCCACAUCACCCUGGUGCCCACCCAAACCCCAGCCCGUCGGUGAGCGUGGCGUGCCCCGUGGAAGAGGAGGAGGAGGCAGCCACGGCCGAGAAGGAGCCCAAGAGCUACUGGAGCCGCCACUAUAUCGUGGAUCUGCUGGCCGUGGUGGUGCCCGCCGUGCCCACGGUGGCCUGGCUCUGCCGCUCCCAGCGGCGCCAGGGCCAGCCCAUUUACAACAUCAGCUCGCUGCUGCGGGGCUGCUGCACCGUGGCCUUGCACUCCAUCCGCAGGAUCAGCUGUCGCUCGCUGAGCCAUCAGGGCCCGAGCGCCGCUGGCACGACCGCCGGAGGCAGCUCCCAGCUCUGA
Molecule: messenger RNA, 1632 nt
Organism: Rangifer tarandus platyrhynchus (Svalbard reindeer)
Lineage: Eukaryota; Metazoa; Chordata; Mammalia; Artiodactyla; Cervidae
Source: the annotation of a GenBank genome assembly